CGUUCCUGAAUUCUUAGGAUUCCAACACAUAAGUAGGGAAGAUGUGACUGAGCACCAUACAAGACCCCUGGCCAAAGAGCUCUUCGCAGAAACAACACAGAAUCCUGCAAUACUAGUUCUUGACGGUACCUACAUAUAUGUCCAAAAAAGCAAGAACUUUUCCUUCUCCCGAAGAUCCUUUAGCCUCCAUAAGCACAGACCACUAGUAAAGCUGAUGUUAGUUGUGACGACCACUGGGUACAUUGUCUCUGUGCUUGGGCCGUAUCUCGCAGAUACUAAAAACAGUGAUGCCAACAUCUUAAACCACAUCAUCAAGACCAACGCAGAGAGAAUGAAAGAGUGGACCCAGGAAGGGGAUAUCUUUGUGGUGGAUCGGGGUUUCCGAGACUCUGGAGAUGUUCUUCAUGACCUUGGGAUCAAUAUGGAGAUGCCAACUUUCCCGCCACGUGGUGCCGCUCAGUUACAAACCGAGGAUGCUAACUGCUCUCGACUUGUUACAAAGAUCAGAUGGGUGGUGGAAUCCGCUAACAGUAGAAUCAAAUCAUGGCGGCUGCUAGAUAAGACCCUUCCAAACACACAGAUUCCAAGUAUUGGGGAUUAUGCGCAGAUCAUUUGCGCCAUUUGCAACAAAUUCAGGCCUCCUCUAAGUAGUGGAACUUAUGAAAAAGACAUUGAAAUAGCUGCUAAAAUGCAACUCUUGGCAAGGUCGUCCAAUGAACUUCAAACGUUCGUUAAUGACACUGGAUUAGAUCGAAGAUCCUACAGAUGGACCCCCAUCGAUGCCACGGAGGCGUGUCAGUCAUUCCCGAAAUUGACUGAGGAUGAAAUCAGGGAGUUAACACUUGGUGUUUACCAAGUCAAACUAGCCCGCUCCUACACUCAGGAACAUUGCAGCUCUGAUGGCACAUACGAAAUUUUAGUAAGUGGUGAAGUGCCAAACAUAGUCUCGGCAAAAAUACAGAGUCGACAUGUUUCAGCCAAACGCUACAAGUUAUGGAUUAAACAUGACGAAAUUCUUGUAACUGGAUGGUACUGCACAUGCAAAAAUGGCAGCCGAGUGGUUGGAAUGUGUGCACAUAUAACAAGUGUUCUGUGGUAUUUGUCAUACCAGCGACAUGAGGCGGGGCCGCUCAAAGUUAUUCCAAACUGGGCGGAUUCAAUUGAGGAUGCAGCUAGAGAUCCAGUGAUAGACGAGUCCGACAGUGAUGAUCCGGAAGAAUGAUUGAUUGGUCGAUGCACACUAGGUCCUGGUCGUGUACGUUUUGUUGCUA
This is a messenger RNA of Saccostrea cuccullata (small rock oyster), 1271 nucleotides long. RefSeq lists its product as uncharacterized. The record is from RefSeq and is a predicted model, not a curated record. NCBI's taxonomy places the organism in Eukaryota, Metazoa, Mollusca, Bivalvia, Ostreida, Ostreidae. The coding region runs from base 215 to 1222 and encodes 335 amino acids. The transcript is spliced from 3 exons. Gene Ontology annotation, molecular function: zinc ion binding.